Cynara cardunculus var. scolymus (artichoke) is the source of this 1243-nucleotide messenger RNA. Its product is annotated as transcription factor bHLH118-like. Gene Ontology annotation, molecular function: DNA-binding transcription factor activity, RNA polymerase II-specific; protein dimerization activity; RNA polymerase II transcription regulatory region sequence-specific DNA binding. The transcript has 4 exons. The record is from RefSeq and is a predicted model, not a curated record. Gene Ontology annotation, biological process: regulation of transcription by RNA polymerase II. Bases 159 to 938 code for a protein of 259 amino acids. Gene Ontology annotation, cellular component: RNA polymerase II transcription regulator complex. NCBI's taxonomy places the organism in Eukaryota, Viridiplantae, Streptophyta, Magnoliopsida, Asterales, Asteraceae.
CUGCCGUUGAAGAUCUCUAUCUCUUAUCUUACUAUUUAACCUACCAGACGUAUCUCUAGGAUCACUGAUUAGCAGUUGUUUUAUACAGAUAUUCCCCAACUACAGCCCUUAAUCAAAUCCCUGGUGGGCUUAAUCGAAGAUUUGUAUCGUAUAUAAUUAUGUUCUCUUUCCAGCAAAGUGAUGAGUUGGGAUUUCAUGAGAUUCCUUCUACAAUAUCCUUCCAACAACCGGCACCAAAUCAACAAGAUCUUAUAGUGGAGCUCCAUGAUCAUGUUACCAUGGAGGGAAAUUUAAAUCCUUCAGCCAGCAAGGCCAGAAAAAGGUACGGAUAUCAGUCCCCAUCUAAAGCUAAUUCAGCCACUACUGAUCAAGGGUUAGGAGUAGGAGAUAGUAAAGAUGAACAUACACAAAAGAAAUUGGUUCAUAGAGAGAUCGAGAGGCAACGCAGGCAAGAGAUGGCCAAACUUUAUGCUUCACUUAGGGGUUUACUUCCUCUCGAAUUCAUCAAAGGAAAACGAUCUACAUCGGAUCACAUGCACCAAGCAGUGAACUACAUCAAACACAUGCAGGAAAACAUUAAGGUUCUAAGUGGCAAGAGAGAUCGGCUCAAGAAAUUUGCGGAGACAACUGCUGGUGGUGGUGGUUCUGGGACAAAUACUAAUGAAAGCUUAAUGAAUCUGGUACCCAAUACAGUCUCCAUCAGCUCUUGCAAUGAUGGAAUUGAGAUUUUGAUCAAUAGUUGUUCAAUCGAAGAUGGGUUCCCUCUUUCAAGAGUACUAAAAGCAAUUGCCAGUGAAGGUCUUAAUGUCAUAAGCUGCAUUUCAACAAAAGUAAACGAAAGGGUCUUUCACUCUCUCCAAUCUGAGGUGAACGAUCCACUGUCGACUGAUCUCUCCAUGUUGCAACAAAGAUUAACUGCCGUAGCCAAUGACUACUGAAUUUCCCUUAGGAAACUGCAUGUAGAAUUACUAAUUAAUCAAUUGAGAAAGGACGGACUGACUGACUGACUGACUUUUGCUCAAAUACACAAGUUCAAGUUCGAAUCCUGAGAGAGACGGGAUUGAGCUCCUCCGCUAGCCUCAACCACUAAGUGAGCUAUGAAAUGUCUCCUCAAAUGGGGUUGUUAAAGGGCAGGUUCCUAUGGAGACGGUCGGGUUUGCUGAUAAUCAACCUUUUGCUUAGAUUAAGAAUUGAAUGAUAUCGGUUCAAGUAUAGGAGACCAAACUACCAAAAAGCAUGUCUU